AUGCUUUCUCUGGGUCUUCACAAGUGGAUGAGGAAUAUUUCCCCGGAGAUGUUGCUGUUGGUGCAGAUCUUGUGGUUUUUACCUCUGACUGGAGCGGCUCCGUCUCAGACUACCGAGCAGCUGGACACCGGGGUGGACUGGCUGAGUAAAUUCGGCUACCUCCCUCCCCCUGACCCAGUGACUGGUCAGCUCCAGACCAAGGAGGCCCUGACCAAGGCCAUCAAAGCCAUGCAGAAGUACGGCGGGCUGAAGGAGACCGGAGUCUUAGACCCAGCCACGGUGGGUCUAAUGAAAACACCCAGAUGUUCCCUGCCAGAUGUCUCUGAGGCGGAGGGGACAAUGGGCCGCAGGAAACGAGGCUUGAACCCGCAGAACAAAUGGAGUAAGAGGCAUCUAUCCUGGAGAGUGAGGACCUUCCCUAAGGACUCUGCCUUACUGGGCAGGGACACUGUUCGAGCCCUGAUGUACUACGCCCUGAAGGUCUGGAGUGACAUCGCACCACUCAACUUCCACGAGGUGGCCGGCAGUGACGCAGAUAUUCAAAUCGACUUCACCAAGGCCGACCACAAUGAUGGAUAUCCCUUUGACGGGCCAGGGGGAACCGUGGCGCACGCGUUUUUCCCCGGAGAAAGGUUCACAGCCGGGGAUACGCACUUUGAUGAUGACGAGGCCUGGACCUUCAGAUCUCCAGAUUCUCAUGGGAUGGAUCUGUUUGCGGUUGCAGUUCAUGAGUUCGGUCACGCCAUCGGUCUGGUCCACACCUCAGCCAUAGAAUCCAUCAUGAGACCGUACUACCAGGGUCCCGUAGGAGACCCUCUGAAAUACGACCUGCCCUACGAAGACAAGGUCCGCGUCUGGCAGCUCUACGGUGUUAGAGACUCGGUGUCCCACACAAACCGACCAAGCAACCCCUCCCAGACGGCUGAACCUCCCGUCCUGCUGGACCUUCCUGAAAACAGAACCACUCUCCUGCUGGCACGAGAUGCCCCAGACAGAUGCACCAGUCACUUUGAUGCCGUGGCCCAAAUACGAGGGGAGGCUUUCUUUUUCAAAGGGAAGUACUUCUGGCGACUAACAAGAGAGAAGCACCUUGUGUCGCUGCGUCCGGCUGCGAUCCAUCGCUUCUGGAGGGGCCUCCCACCAAAUCUGGACAGCGUGGAUGCUGUGUAUGAGAGGCCUGGGGACCACAAAAUAGUCUUUUUCAAAGGUCUAAAGUACUGGGUAUUCAAAGACAACAACGUGGAGGAGGGCUACCCUCGUCCAAUCAGUGACUUCGGCCUACCCUUGGAAGGAUUGGAUGCGGCCUUUGUUUGGCUACACAACGACAAAACCUACUUCUUCAAGGACAGCCACUACUGGCGCUACGAUGACCACCUGAGGCGCAUGGAUCAGGGCUACCCUAAAGACAGCACGCUUUGGAAGGGGCUGCCGCCACAACUGGACGACGCCAUGAGGUGGUCUGAUGGCUCGUCCUAUUUCUUCAAGGGGAAGGACUACUGGCGAGUGCCGAGCAGCGACAUGGAGGCGGAGGCCGGGUACCCCCGCCUCAUCGCUAAAGACUGGCUGCUGUGCACCGAAAUGCAGUCGGACUCUCCGGACACGGAGUCCAAAAGCACGGAGACGAGAGUCAACGUGCACCAUCAACCGGACCACGCAGAGAACGGAUACGAGGUGUGCUCCUGCACCUCGGACACCGCCUCGCCUUUAGGCGCCCGCCCCUCCCCGUCACCCCUGUGGCUGCUGCCACCUCUCUGGACGCUCUCGCUAGCCCUCCGCUCUGAACUGCUAUGAUGCCAAAGCACGGGACAAAGUUCUCAAGUCGGGUGCAAGAAAGAGACGCUUUGGUGGAGGGCCAGUGGACACUUAAUACAAACUGGAACAUUUUGUUCAUAUAAAUAUCAAUUGGUAUGUUUUUGCUAUUAUUUUCGCUGUUAUUUAUUUCACAUGCCAUUUGAUGGUCAUCUAAAGCGCCUUGCAGUAUGGGUAGUACAUACAGUUGUCAUAUAAUCAUACUAGGGUAUAUCUAGUGGGCAUCAAUCCACUUGACAAUGACAUUGCUAGUACCGUGCUUAACACAUUGAGUUUCACAGAACCAUAAGUUCUAUCUCUUAGUUUCUUCUCGAAUGGUUAAAGUAUCUCAUCUUUGCAACGAAGCUAAUCGAGUGUUCAGAAAUAUGUUCACGUGAAAUACAACAGUACUCCAACAGCACCCAUAAUAAUUACUUUUUUCAUGUAGAAUAAGUUUACAACAAUAAUGAAUGGCAUCCAGGAAUGUAGAUUUCUAGCAGCUGAAUGGUAUCCUGAGAUGUUAAUAGUUGGACAGGUGAAUUGAUUUAAAGGUAUAUUUGUAUCUUAUAAGGAAUAGUUUGACAAUUUGGGAAAUUAAAUUGGCUUAUUCUCUGUCUGGCCAAGAGAAAUAUUAAGCUACAGCGGCAAACCAGUUUCCCUGUUUCCAGUCUUAAUGCUAAGCUAAGCUAACUAGGCCCUGGCUGUAGCCUUUUAGUUACCUCACAUACAUGAGAAUGAUAUCCAGAUAUUCAGAUACAGAUAUUAGAUGGUCUUCUCAUCUAACUCUCAGCCACAAAGCAAAAAAAAAAUGUGUGAUUCCCAAGAUGUCGAACUAUUGCUUUAAAGGUAAAAUGUGUAGGAUUUGGCGACAUGUAGUGGUGUGGUUGCAAAUUGCAACCAACUGAGUACCCCUCCGCUCGCUCUUUCCUUUCCAAGACUGAGGUAACGUGAGCUGUCGAGUGCAAAAGCGUGGUAAUGCCGUUCGCCUCGCUUAGAGGCCA
This is a messenger RNA of Sebastes umbrosus (honeycomb rockfish), 2789 nucleotides long. RefSeq names its product matrix metalloproteinase-17-like. NCBI's taxonomy places the organism in Eukaryota, Metazoa, Chordata, Actinopteri, Perciformes, Sebastidae. The coding region runs from base 1 to 1791 and encodes 596 amino acids. The transcript is spliced from 10 exons. Gene Ontology annotation, molecular function: metalloendopeptidase activity; zinc ion binding. Gene Ontology annotation, biological process: proteolysis; extracellular matrix organization; collagen catabolic process. The record is from RefSeq and is a predicted model, not a curated record. Gene Ontology annotation, cellular component: extracellular matrix.